AUGGGGUGUGUAUCAAGUCAGCAAAAAACUGCAAAAUCAAGCAUCAGGCUCAAUCGAAAAUUUAUUGAACUCAAAUCCUUAGACUCAAAAAAAUUAUAUUUCAUUAAAACUCCAGAGUUAGAAAAAAAUAAAGACGAAGGUACUCAAAUCGGCAUUGAUCUUGAAGCAACAUUCAUGAACAAAGUCAUAAUUAAUAAAGAGCAUCACAAUUCAAUGCACUCUCAAAAAUUCCAGAUAAUUGGCACUAUAUAA
Blepharisma stoltei is the source of this 252-nucleotide messenger RNA. The record is from the annotation of a GenBank genome assembly. Lineage: Eukaryota; Ciliophora; Heterotrichea; Heterotrichida; Blepharismidae.